Messenger RNA from Ornithodoros turicata, 815 nucleotides. RefSeq lists its product as uncharacterized. Gene Ontology annotation, molecular function: nucleic acid binding. The transcript has a single exon. Gene Ontology annotation, biological process: DNA integration. The annotation marks the transcript as partial. NCBI's taxonomy places the organism in Eukaryota, Metazoa, Arthropoda, Arachnida, Ixodida, Argasidae. The record is from RefSeq and is a predicted model, not a curated record.
GCCCGUUUCCAUCUUCACGGCGUUACAAGUACGUGGUUGUCGCCAUAGACUACCUCACCAAGUUUGCAGAAGUGAAACCUGUGAGAAAUAUCGAAGCGAAAACAAUCCAGCAUUUUAUCGAGAAGAGGCUUGUAUUGAAGCACGGCUGUCCGGCAGUGCUUAUCACCGACCGUGGGACUCAAAUGAUGGCAAAGUCGACAGAGGUGUUCCUUCGACACCGCGGGAUUAAGCACAGCCCGACGACUGCGUAUCAUCCUGCAGCUAACGGACUGUGCGAAAGAGCCAACAAGACGAUCAAACAAAUGAUGAUCCUGAUGACAGCGGAGGGAGAAAAAUGGGUCGACAUUCUUCCUUACGUGGUAUUUUGUUACAAUACUGGCUACCAGGAUUCCGUCAAACAGUCGCCCUUCUUCCUCGUCUACGGACGUGAUCCAGUGCUCCCGAUAGAUGUCGUUUUUAACCGUCAGGAACUCGCCGAACUGAAGGAUGCAGCAAAUUAUACUAGCCUGGUUCACGAGCGACUAGCCUGCGCCCGGAAACUGGCGGCGGUUAACAUCAAACUAGCCCAGGAGAAACAAAAGCAUUACUUCGACCACGGUCGCAAGGAUAUCGUCCUCGAAAAAGGCCAGCUGGUUCUCCUGAAGUCUCCACCUACAGGCAUCAACGGACCGAAGAAGUUCACAGGACCAUUUCGUAUCGCUGCAAGUCUUUCUCCGGUGAACUACGCAAUUGAGCCAGAAAACGGUACCUGGAGCGACGUCGUAUAUAUGGAAAAGUUAAAACCCUAUUUGAAGCCAAGUUCCUUGUACAGUUGA